Drosophila navojoa is the source of this 1193-nucleotide messenger RNA. RefSeq names its product mitochondrial ribosome-associated GTPase 2. NCBI's taxonomy places the organism in Eukaryota, Metazoa, Arthropoda, Insecta, Diptera, Drosophilidae. The record is from RefSeq and is a predicted model, not a curated record. Gene Ontology annotation, cellular component: mitochondrion. Gene Ontology annotation, molecular function: GTPase activity; GTP binding; magnesium ion binding.
UAUGUAUCUAUAUAUUAUUGCCGGCAUCGCAAGAAACAUAAAUAAAACCAUAUGAUAAAAUGUCGCUAUUUCCAAUAUCAGCUCAAUUAAUAAGCAAAUUAUUAACGAAAAACCACAUAAACUAUUGCCAAGUAGCCACGGCGUUGCGUCCCAAAAAGAGGAAGUCUACAAGAAAAGAAGCACAAUACUUUUCGGAUGCGAAACGCGUACGUGCUAUAGGCGGCAAAGGAGGCGAUGGCUGUGUGUCAUUUCUGCAACUGUGGUGCAACGAACGCGCCGGCCCCGAUGGCGGCGACGGCGGGAAUGGCGGCCAUGUCAUUUUCCAAGCCUCCAAUGAUGUGCGUAACUUUAACCAUGUGAACAGCGUCCUGCAAGCAGCUGAAGGAGGCAUCGGAUCAGCUAAGGAAUGUCAUGGCAAGAAUGCUAAGCAUACGGUGAUCAAAGUACCCGUUGGCACCGUCAUACGGAAUGCCCAGGGUGUGAUUGUGGCCGAUUUGGGAAGUGUAGAUCUCAUGUUUGUGGCAGCACGUGGCGGGGCAGGUGGCAAGGGCAACCGCUUCUUCACCACGGACAAGGAGACCUCGCCCAAGGUGUGUGAGUAUGGACCUGCCGGCGAGGAUAUGAGCUAUAUGCUGGAGCUACGCAGCAUGGCCGAAGUAGGUCUGAUUGGUUUUCCUAAUGCCGGGAAAAGUACGCUGCUGAAUGCCUUAACGCGUGCCAAGCCAAAAGUGGCGCCAUAUGCUUUCACAACUCUUCGACCCCAUCUGGGCACCGUUCAAUAUGAUGAUCAUGUACAGCUGACCAUUGCGGAUUUGCCGGGUCUUGUGCCGGAUGCACAUCGCAACAAAGGAUUAGGCAUUCAGUUCCUAAAGCAUGCCGAACGCUGCACUUUGCUGCUCUUUGUGCUGGAUGCUAGCGCGCCGGAGCCGUGGACGCAGUACAAACAGCUCAUGCAUGAACUGGAACAAUUUGGUGGCCGACUGGCGAAGCGUCCACACCUGGUUGUGGCAAACAAAAUGGAUGUGGAGUCAAGUGCAAGUAAUUUUGAGCAAUUGAAGCAGCAGCUGCAGCACCCGGAAUUACUAGGUAUCAGCGCCAAAAUGGGACACAAUCUGGCGCAGCUUCUCAUCAAUAUACGCGUCGCCUACGAUCGACAUAAAGAGCAACAACGACAAUAACUUAAUUGUUUUCCU